Molecule: messenger RNA, 1871 nt
Organism: Drosophila ficusphila
Lineage: Eukaryota; Metazoa; Arthropoda; Insecta; Diptera; Drosophilidae
Gene: betaTub65B
Product: probable tubulin beta chain CG32396
Exons: 2
Coding region: 249-1649 (466 amino acids)
Biological process (GO): microtubule cytoskeleton organization; mitotic cell cycle
Cellular component (GO): cytoplasm; microtubule
Molecular function (GO): GTPase activity; GTP binding; structural constituent of cytoskeleton
Source: RefSeq, a predicted model, not a curated record
AAUCAAGUGUCACUAAAUUGUCAACUUCCAGCAACAAAUAGGUGGGGAGAAAAUCGAGAAAAUUCAAAUAAAAACCCAAAUUUAAGAUCAGGAUUGAUGAGGCCGGGAGAAGUUGAGCCCCAUGCUAACCGAGCGGCGGACCGGCGGACCGGAGUGGAGAGGCGAGACGAGGAGGGGAGGAGGCAGUGGUCGCCAGUCCCCAGCUAAUUGGUUUCUGAAGGUGGAGGCGAGGAGGCGGUGUUCCCACAAUGCGGGAGAUAGUUACCCUGCAGAUCGGCGGGGCCGGCAACGCAAUAGGCGACUCGUUCUGGCACGUCAUCUCGCAUGAGCACGGCGUGGACUACGCCUCGGGCCGCUUCGGGGGCACCAGUCCGCUGCAGCUGGAGCGGAUCAACGUCUUCUUCAACGCGACGGCCAGCAAGCGCUUCUACGCGCGGGCCAUCCUGGUGGACACGGAGGCCAGCACGGUGCAGCGCCUGAACGCCAGCAGCCAGCUCUACCGUCCGGAGAACUUCGUGGCCGGGGCGGAGAGUGCGGGCAACAACUUCGCGAGGGGCUACCACACGGACGGGGCCGAGAUCCUGGACCAGGUGCUCGAGAGCACGCGGCGCGAGGUGGAGGCGGUGGACUCGCUGCAGGGCUUCCAGCUGCUCCACUCCAUCGGCGGCGGCACCGGCUCCGGACUCACCGCCCUGGUGAUGGAGGCCCUGGUGGAGCAGUACCCGGACAACCUGCUGUGCAACUACGUGACCAUCCCCUCGCCCAACAUGUCCCAGGUGGUCGUGGAGCCCUACAACGCGCUCCUCAGCGCCCCCGCCCUGGUGAACAACUCGCACCUGACCUUCUGCCUGGACAACGAGGCGCUGUUCCAGAUCUGCAACCGAAACCUGCGCAUCCGCACCUCCGGCUACGAGCACAUCAACCACAUCGUGGCCCUGUCCAUGUCGGGCAUCACCACCUGCCUGCGGUUCCCGGGGCAGCUGAACGCCGGCCUGCGCAAGAUCUACGUGAACAUGGUGCCCUUCCCGCGGCUGCACUUCCUCAUCCCGGGCUUCGCGCCGCUGGUCACCUGCAAGCAGCAGCAGUUCAGCAAGGGCACCGUCUCCGAGCUCGUCCAGCAGAUCUUCUCCAGCAACAACCUGCUGUGCGCCGUCGACCUGCGACGGGGCAAGCUCCUCACCGCCGCCGGAAUCUUCCGGGGCCGGAUGUCGCCGCGGGAGGUGGACCAGCUGAUGACCGGGGUGAGGAACAAGAACAUCAGCAACUUCGUCGACUGGAUACCGAACAACAUCAAGACGGCCAUCUGCGACAUUCCGCCGCGCGGCCUCAAGAUGUCCGCCACGUUCAUCGGGAACACCACGGCGAUCCAGUCGCUCUUCCAGCGGCUGCUCGACGGCUCCAUGGCGAUGCUGAAGCGCAAGGCCCACCUGCACUGGUACACCGGCGAGGGCAUGGAGGAGCAGGAGUUCCAGGACGCCCAGCAGGAGCUGCAGGCCAUCAUCGACGACUAUCGCAGCAGUGCCGACGGCGAGGAUGGUGGCGGAGGAGGCGGAGGAGCAGGAGGAUCGGGAUCCGGAGGAGGCGGCGGCGAGGACAGCGGCGACGAGGGUCAGGCCGCCGGUCCCCAGUGUCCCUAUUGCACCGACUAGCCCCCCGAUAUCGGAUAUCGGAUGUAUCCGGAUGGCCAAGCGAUGGCCCACCAUCACACCGAAAUUCAAAAACCAAAUUCAAAAGUUUCCCCAGUUGUCGUCGCGUGUUUUGGAUUUGGAUUUGGACUCAUGCAUACGUACGUUGGUUUACCGCGCAUCUCACGGUGUUCCGAACACAUUAUAUAUUUCGAGUACAAAAAUAUAGAUUUUAGUAAAUAUUAA